This is a messenger RNA of Osmia lignaria (orchard mason bee), 4764 nucleotides long. Its product is annotated as tubulin glycylase 3A. Lineage: Eukaryota; Metazoa; Arthropoda; Insecta; Hymenoptera; Megachilidae. The record is from RefSeq and is a predicted model, not a curated record. Gene Ontology annotation, biological process: protein polyglycylation; cilium assembly; cilium movement. Gene Ontology annotation, cellular component: microtubule cytoskeleton; axoneme. Gene Ontology annotation, molecular function: protein-glycine ligase activity, initiating.
GACAUGUUUAUCCCGUGGAUCAUUCGUACUUUCGGAGUUUUGCCUCUAUUUCCUCCCCUUUUCAAUAUUCCAGUAACAAGUUCACAACCAUCCAUAUAUCAUCAUACAUACUUACCAUAUUCUUCCGAAUGCGGUCUCACAGCUGUAUUCUAUGAUUUCCAACAACAUAUACCAAAUCACGUUUAAUGCUGAUCCAGGAUAAAGUAACGUCAACCGAUUCGGGCCCAUACUUCCUCCACCAACCCUCGUUGCAAUGAAGCGAAGCUAAGGAUCAGCGGAGUGCAUCAGUGCAUAAGAGCCCACAAAUCUGCAAAUACACUACAUGAAUGCGAACGAUGAGGCGCCAUCGAAUCUGGAGCCGGCCAACGCGGAAAAAACGGACAAGAAUGAAGAGGAGAUCGUCGACGAUGAAGCUGUCGAAUCGAACGCGAAACGACUUACUGAAAACGAUGGCGGGGAUUCGAACACGCUCGACGAAAAAGCAGAGCUGAGUUUAGAAUUCCGACCGACUCUUCACGAACGAUUCAUGCGAAUCAAACAAAUGGUCAAGGAUGCCAUUGCGGCUCAUCACACGUUUAUGAUUUACGGAAAAGCACGAGUGAUUCGCGAAUGUAUGCUGAGUAGAGGGUGGUGUGAAAAGUUCUUCAGGAAGAAUUCUAAUGGCGACCAACACUUUAACGUGAACGCGAGCCCUGUGAUACUGUUGGCUGGCAUUGGUGACUUGAAGGAUCAACAAAGUGAACGUCAAUUGAUAUCCAGGAUGCUCACCAAUCACACGGUCGACUUUCUAUGGAACACAGGGUCGGAAUGGCCUGGGUGGCCGUCGCAGGAUAACAAAACCACGAUCUUCAAUAGAUACUGUCGGGCAGGAUUCACCUCGAAGGUGGGCUUAUGUUCGAAUGUCAGACAAAUGCAUUGGUACUACGAGGCUGGAGUGGCGAACACCCUGUUUCCACGUUGCUACAAUUUAUGCCAGGGCGAUCAGAUGCACGCUUUCAUCGAAGAUUUUCGAUUCACAGCUUGCCUGAGCUUGCUAAAAUGGUUGGUGAACAAGGUAAACAGCGAAGGCGAGAACGCAGUUAGAUCGCCAACUGGCGCGGUGCCUUUGAAGGCAUUAGAGUUCGCAAUUAAACGUUGCAGCGAUUAUAUCAGCGCACAGUCUCACGAGGAUAUCGAUCAGGAGACGGAAAGAGUGUGGGCACAUCAAUGGGACCAGUUUAUCAGCUGGUAUUAUCAGAUCGUUCACGGCCAGGCUUCCUUCGUUCGAAACAAUAUACCUCUCCAAAAAAUCUUCCUGGCGUCGAAGCACAUCUUGAGGAAGAUGAAGAAGUAUUGGCCUCAAUUGGAGAUGGAUGGAAUGAUGAACGUGUGGAUCAUGAAGCCUGGGAACAAAAGUCGUGGGAGAGGGAUCGUUUUGUUGAAUAAAUUGGAAGACGUGAUGGCGAAAAUGAACCCAUCGAGUAAAUCAGACACUCGUUACGUCGUUCAAAAGUAUAUUGAACGACCGUUACUGAUACAUAACACCAAGUUCGACAUCAGGCAAUGGUUCGUCGUUACUUGUGCUCAGCCUUUGACCUUCUGGAUAUACAAAGAAAGUUAUCUGCGAUUCUGCUCCCAGAAAUUCAGCCUAACAGACUUCCACGAAUCGAUUCACCUCUGCAAUCACUCGGUCCAGUGCAAAUACACGAAUUGCGGCGAUAGGGAUUCUGCGUUGCCUUCGGACAACAUGUGGGAUGCGACAACCUUCAAAGAGUACCUGAAGUCUCAGGGACACGAGAAAGCAUGGGACGAGAUUAUCUAUCCAGGAAUGAAGCAAGGCUUGGUGGGUUCUAUGUUGGCCAGCCAAGAGGCUAUGGAUCGUCGUAAGAACAGUUUCGAGUUGUACGGCGCCGAUUUCAUGGUCAUGGAGGAUUUCUCCGUUUGGUUGAUCGAAAUCAACAGUCAUCCAGACAUGAGUUACUCCAGCAGAGUAACGACGCGUCUCUGUCGACAAGUUUUGGAGGACACGAUAAAAGUGGUGGUUGAUUUUCGAGAGGACAGAAACGCGGACACAGGUCAGUUCGAGUUGGCUUAUAGACAGAGGAUGCCCAGCUGCCAGCCUUAUCUCGGCGCAGCUCUAUCACUUCAAGGAACUCGAAUCACUAUAAACGGGAAGAAGCCUUUAAGCAAUCAAGACUCAAAAGUUAACCUCAUGUCGAAAUCUCCUAUGACGUGUCUGACGAAGAAGAAAUCUACGAUACACAAUCAGAUUGGCCCGGUGAUCGUCGAUCUGAUCGAGGAACUGGAAAUUCAGCUCGACCAGGAAUUCUACGCUUAUUACAAAGUGGAAUCGCCUAAGCUGAGACAAGCACUGCCAGCGAGCGCGCCGACAAAACCUACGAAAACUGGCGUAUUGAUCGAUAAGCAGGAAGCAACCGUGAAGAGCGCUCCUGUGACCGGCACGACUGCUCAUUCUAAGGUGAAAUCGCCUACGGGGAUUCAGAACAAUCAGGACAAAAGUGGGAGUAAUCAGAGGAACGCGACAAGAACCCCGAGGAAAUCGCGAACUUUCACUGGAACGCCGAGCAACAAAGGAACAUCGUCUCCGACCAGACAAUCUUUGGUUUCCAAGAUUAUAGCUAUUCAAAAGCAGUCGUCGAAGCUGGCGCCGAAAAUCGACAAAUCAACGAAGCAAACCGAAGACAAGAUUAUCAAAUCAGUGAUGCGAGACGCGAUUAAGAAGUACAAAAAGAAUGCUUCUCUGUCCUCGUCAUCGCCCGAAACACCCCUGUUACCGUCCCUCUUAUCCACGAACAGGGUAAGUCACCCUGCAGCUGUGAAACAGAAGAAUCAUAACGUGUUGAAGAAAAACAGUCGUCAGAGGAAGAACAAGGUUCUAACAGACAUCACCGACAUGUAUGCUGUUGGUUUAAGUGGCUUGGAGACCAUUGAAAGAUUACUACGAUGUCCAGCUGAUUUCAUAUGGUACACAAAUAAAAAAGCAGGUGCCAGAACGGAUGAAAGGACCAUCGUUAAUAAAUUUUCAGGAUGUUACUUCACGUCGAAGGUCGACAUGUGCAAUAAUUUAGAGAACGUCUGCUGGUACUACGAAUCAGGUGUAUCGAACAUCCAGUUUCCCCGAUGCUACAAUGUGUAUCAGGCCGUACAGAUUCAGGAAUUCAUUCAAGAUUUCUACAUCACUGCGUGCAUGGGGAUUCUCAAGUGGUUCGUAUUAUUGGCCGGCAUCGCUGGACCAAAUAACGCUUGGUCCUCGAACGGCACUGUCCCCAUAAAGGCGCUUCUCUUCGCGCUGGAACGAUGUGCGGAAUACAUAAGUAUCUGCGAGCACGAGGAUAUCGAUGGACAAAAGUACAGGAACUUAUCAUCCUCUGACUGGGCUCUCUUCCUAGUGUGGCACGAACAAUUACUGCACAGACACGAAAUAUUGCAAAAGAAUCAGGGAUUAGACAUAGAAGAACUCUUACGGUUCACGGUUAACACUCUGAGAGAAAUGACACGGCGCCGACCUCAAAGUCACAUCGAUGGAAUGAGGAACGUGUGGAUCUUGAAGCCAGGUGACAAGAGUUUAGGAAGAGGUAUACUUUUGAAAAGUUCACUGAAAGGUAUCCUGAGCAAAAUACAUCAGACCACGAAGGAAUGUAUGCAAUACGUCAUACAGAAAUACAUAGAACGACCUCUGUUAGUUCAUAAAACUAAAGUGGAUGUUAGACAGUGGUUCUUGAUCACCAGCACGCAACCCCUUAUCGUUUGGAUGUACAAGGAUAUUCUACUUCGUUUCGCAUCGAAAGAUUUUACGCUCAAGAGCUUUCACGAAUCGAUUCAUCUGUGCAAUACAACCGUGCAACUGAAGUACAGGAAAACAGUGAAACAGUACUCACAGAUACCUAGCGAACUUCACUGGAAUCUUCAGAAAUUCAAGGAAUAUCUAAAAACGACCAAUCGGGAAUCGGCAUGGGAGAGGGUCAUCGAGCCGGGUAUAAAGCAGAAUUUAAUAGGUGCACUCCUGGCAUCUCAAGAAAACAUGGUCAAUCGCAAGAACAGUUUUCAAUUGUACGGUGCUGAUUUUUUAAUAAUGGAUGACCUGUCGGUCUGGUUGAUCGAAAUCAAUACGAACCCCCGCCUACACCCGCCAAGUAGCUCGGUCACGGAAAAACUUUACCCGGAAGUGAUAGAGGAUACCAUGAAAGUGAUUCUAGAUCGACGUAAAAAUAAGAAGGCUACUCGUGGUAAAUUCGAAUGUAUUUUCAAGCAACGAAAUCCAUUUCAUGGACACGCUUUUGGGAAAGCUGCGAGCCUUGGAAUCCGAGGCAAGGCUUUAUUUUCAACUCAAGGUUCGCUUCGAAAAUAGGCUGAUAAACUACACGAUAUAGUGCCCACACUUACAGUAAUACCACGUAGAAAGUAAGAUAACGAAUGUAAUAAAAACAUGUUUAUUUUACAAGUAACAAUGUUGCGGGUAUACAAUCCUAUAUAAACAGAUGUUUUGCUUUUCUCGUUAUAUUAAUACACAUCUAUACACGACUGCGUACAAGACAUACUCGUUCACGGUUCCAUUCAUACGCUUUUACACGUACAAAAUGAUCCAUUCAACGUGUCGUUUGUCUUUUUUUUCUUUAAACCGAUAUUGUUUUUUGCAUUGAUUUCAAUUAAAAACGAACAGUUUGUCUGGUUUUUAUCUGAACGAAUUCUGUAACAAAAUCUAGAUGUAUGAACGACCCAUAACAACUUUCGUUUAAUAUACUAAAAACAGGAAGGAAAAACAAA